AUGAAUCCAACCGCCAGGCGCGUAGCCUCGCAUCUUCUCCGCAGACCUCGCCUUCCAGCUGCUCCAAGAUGCCAAAAAAGAUGGAACUCAAGCUUUGAACAGCGAGAAUGGUCAACACCCCUAGCCAAACAACUGGCUAGCGUCAUGAAGGUCACCGGUCCCGUCCCAAUUGCGGCAUUCAUGCGCCAAGUCUUGACCUCCCCCGAUGGUGGAUAUUAUACAACACGAGGCGAGGGCGGAGGCGUUUUCGGCAAAAAUGGUGAUUUCGUCACGUCGCCUGAGAUUUCACAAGUUUUUGGAGAGUUGAUUGGUAUUUGGACUGUCGCGGAAUGGAUGGCACAGGGCCGUACCAGAAGUGGUGUUCAAUUGAUGGAGGUUGGUCCAGGAAAGGGUACUUUGAUGGACGAUAUGCUGCGGACAUUCCGAAACUUCAAGAGCUUCUCCUCGAGUGUUGAAGCUAUUUAUCUUGUCGAAGCUAGUGGAACGCUCAGGGAAGUACAGAAGCGACUGCUUUGUGGCGAGGAAGCUGCGAUGGAAGAGACUGAUAUCGGUCACCGGAGUAAAUGCAAGUACUUUGAUGUACCUGUCGUCUGGGUUGAGGAUAUUCGUCUUCUGCCACAUGAGGAAGGCAAGACGCCUUUCAUUUUUGCACAUGAAUUCUUCGAUGCACUUCCAAUUCAUGCAUUUGAAUCAGUCCCUCCAUCUCCAGAGAACCAGCAGACAAAUGAGCCAAGGAAGAUCAUGACCCCCACCGGCCCAGCCGAACUGCACACCCCGCCUAAGGUCGCAAAUACCGCACAGUGGCGCGAGUUGAUGGUCACAUUAAAUCCGAAGGCCGUUGAAGAGAACAUAGCAGGAGAACCCGAGUUCCAAUUGACUAAAGCCAAAGCUUCCACGCCCUCAUCUCUGGUAAUCCCAGAGAUCUCCCAGCGCUACCGAGCACUCAAGUCGCAGGCAGGUUCGACCAUCGAAAUCAGCCCAGAGAGCCGAAUCUAUGCUGCAGACUUUGCACGCCGGAUUGGUGGCGAUUCUGCCUCCGCACUUGCUUCGAAAAAGAAUCCGCCUUCCAACACACCCGCCCCAUCCCAAAAAAAGACACCAUCUGGCGCAGCUCUCAUUAUGGACUAUGGAACAUUGUCAACAAUUCCCAUUAACUCGCUUCGCGGAAUCAAGAGCCACGAGAAGGUGCCCCCGCUUUCAGAGCCAGGCCGGGUGGAUGUCAGCGCGGACGUGGAUUUCACUUCGCUGGCUGAGGCUGCUAUCGAAGGUAGUGAUGGCGUUGAGGUUCACGGUCCUGUUGAGCAGGGUGAUUUCCUAGGAGCUAUGGGUAUUGAGGAGCGCAUGCGCCAGCUCCUCCGUAAAGUGCCAGAUGAUGAGCACAGAAAGACGCUAGAGACUGGCUGGAAGCGUCUUGUGGAGAAGAAUGGCGGGUCCAUGGGUCAGAUCUACAAGGUCAUGGCUAUUCUUCCUGAGAACGGUGGAAAGAGACGGCCUGUUGGAUUUGGAGGUGGCAUCUCAAUGUAA
Messenger RNA from Penicillium soppii, 1524 nucleotides. RefSeq names its product S-adenosyl-L-methionine-dependent methyltransferase MidA. Lineage: Eukaryota; Fungi; Ascomycota; Eurotiomycetes; Eurotiales; Aspergillaceae. The record is from RefSeq and is a predicted model, not a curated record. Gene Ontology annotation, molecular function: protein-arginine omega-N symmetric methyltransferase activity. The transcript has 4 exons. The coding region runs from base 1 to 1524 and encodes 507 amino acids. Gene Ontology annotation, cellular component: mitochondrion. Gene Ontology annotation, biological process: mitochondrial respiratory chain complex I assembly.